Messenger RNA from Spodoptera frugiperda (fall armyworm), 1700 nucleotides. RefSeq lists its product as uncharacterized. The transcript has 4 exons. The record is from RefSeq and is a predicted model, not a curated record. The coding region runs from base 25 to 1698 and encodes 557 amino acids. NCBI's taxonomy places the organism in Eukaryota, Metazoa, Arthropoda, Insecta, Lepidoptera, Noctuidae.
GGCAUUAGACCAGGUCGGAGGAACAUGUCUUGCGAUGAGGCUACCGAAGCCAGUGAGCAAAUUAGGCGGUUUGCUGAUCUAGCGCUGUGGGCUACUGGUAGACUCCAGGAUUUGGCUUACGCGAAGAAGUAUCAGAAAACUGAUGAACAGGAAGAGAACGAGCUGAUCCUGAAGCUGGCCUGGUUCCUGGACCGCCUGGCCUACCUCAGCGGGUACGAGCCAGACUUCAAGAAGCAUUACGAGUCUAGGACUACUAAGAGUACACCAACCCUGCCACCAGUACCUCCGACCCUGGUGCCUUCAUCAGACGACAUGAACAAGGAAAUGAUGGACUGUCUCCGGCGCAAGUCUUCGGAGCCAGCUACCGUACGCUGCCGGUAUCCUAUGGAGAUACCUGAUAUGAUGCAGCAGAUUAUCAAUCAAGGCACAUCCCCAUCACCACCAAGCUCAGAUGCAGUCGUCCCAAUGAGUGGAACACCAGACAACGUGGCAGGACCCUCAGAGAUCCUCAUCACAGCCGAUUCUUCGAUCCCUCUCCCUCAACGAUCCAUUUCCAAGAGGUCUACGGAAUACGCGUAUUAUUUCCCUCCCAAACCACUACAUGAGGUCACUUACCCUGUUCCACUUGUUAAAUUGAUCAAACAUAGGUUGUCGAACAUAAAAUCAGUUGUCAAAAGUAUUGUAGAAAGAAGAUUGGCUCAUAUAGCAGAGAAGAAAGAAGAAAAACAGCAUUUCGAGAAGCAUUUCGACAAAAGAUCGAUUGAUGAUAAAUUCGAAAUGUCUAAUUCCAUUAAUCCGUUGUCGGUUUUGCCGAAACCCGUUGUGAAAUCUGUUGAGAAGAGGCCUUUAGAUGCGACUCUGCUUUUACACUACCCUGUGUCUGAUGUUUCUGUUAUAAACACGAAAUCUUUCAAGAAACGAUCAAUUGACGAUCACAGUAUGACAUCAAAUCAUAUAAAUCAAAUGUCGAAUUGGAAAUUGUUUGACAAAUACGUCAAAAAGGGUCCACAAUUCAGAAAAAAGUUUGAGAAUCUUUUGCCCUCCAUCAAAACGACUAAAAGAUUGUCCAAAUAUCCCGAUACUAAAGUAAAAUCGAUUAACAAACGUUUCACAGAAGAUCCAUUCUCGAAAUUAGCGAAUUAUUACAUUAAAUACAAAGUUUGGGACAACUCGAAUCCGAUAACCUUAAAAAAUUACGACGAAAAGAAGCCCGCCAAUUUCGACGUCAAAAAUCAUUUGACAGUUCCAAAGAGCGUUCAGAAACGUUCAUUAUUCAAGAAAAAGGUUGUUCACAUGCAUAUACCUAAACCUUUACAAGUCGUGCACACAUAUAUUAAUUCUCUUGGCAAAACUCACACAAAACCCAAACUUCUAACUCAAUUACAUAAACUGCGCGAAAUUACGCACAAGAAGCACGAAAAAUUGCAUAAAAUUAUUAAAAGAUCAUUGAAAUAUGAGCACAUGUAUUUGCCUCGAAUACCUAUGGACCCACAAGGGGAUAUAAGUUACUAUGUAAAGAAUAAAGAGGGGACCAAUUUCAACCCAGACCCGGUACAAGCGGCUCAAGUAAGGCUGGGUUUAGAACAAGUUUUCCAAACUGGGAACAUUGAGGUUGUAAGAAGAUUUGGAUCGAACUAUAACCCACUAAAUCCCGCUCCAUUUUAUGCUGGUGUCAUAGCUACUAUGACAGAUGCUUAAUG